Paramuricea clavata is the source of this 3641-nucleotide messenger RNA. Lineage: Eukaryota; Metazoa; Cnidaria; Anthozoa; Malacalcyonacea; Plexauridae. The record is from the annotation of a GenBank genome assembly.
GCAUAUUUUUCAAGCCUGCCCGGUGUGGAUAUACACUCAGAGUAACAUCACACAAACAUUUUACAUAUAUGUCAGUUUGGUAAGGGUUAUACUACACCAUUGAUAAAUAAGUUUGGACUGUAAAUGAUAUUCUAUGCAUGCAGUAUCAAAUUUUCUACCUGGAUGAGGGAGUAUAAAACAUGAUACAAUGGCCCUUUUGACUUCAAAACACUGCAUCAAAAUAACUACAGAAGUUUAAAGUGCAUUAUGCAUAUUUUAUAUAGCCCUGGGUAUGGCAGCCCCUGUUUCUAAAUCUCGAUCUGCUGACAGUGCUGUGUUUUCAGGAAGACCAAAACUUCUUGAUAGUGAAGAUGAGCAAUUUAUUUGCAAGGCAAUAGAGGAAAAAGCCACUUACCAUGGCCAUCGUUCAGAGCCAACUAUGUUCACCAACAGACGAGUUAAAGUCCGAGAUCUGGUUGGUAUUGCCAAUUUCCACCUCACCAAACGAGGUAAACCUACUUUGAAGUCAUCAACAACUGUGCUGAACCGGUCAAGACCCAGAAACAAAAGAAGUAUACAGAGACGAAAGCAUAUAGGUUGGUAUGAAUACCUAUAUUAAGUGGGUUGCUGAAUGAAGUGCAUGAGUGUGUAAAAUUCUAUUCGCAAUUAGAAAAUUUGUUGUUUUAAAAAAUUACUGGUUUGUAUUAAAUGUUGGUUUGUUGACACAAUUUUAGGGAAGGGGCUGUUUUGCUGUCGUAAGCCACCAAAAACUGAGAAGGCAUUAAAUGAAAACACCCACUACCAAAGGGCUCACAAAAAGAAUGUCGUGAUGUCUUUCUUCUCAUCAGAUAGCAGAACAAAACCAAAGUAUUGUUUUGCCCGGAGCAUUGAUGACAAAGCUUACUUAAGGCCAGGUAAUUUUACAUUUCUGUUAAUUAUAGUAAAGUGCUACUGCAAUAAAAAACUUAUCCAUGACCUAGUAUAUCAGUGAAAUGUCAAAUUUAGAUAGAUGUCUUUUUGUAGUAGCAGAGCAGUAGUGUUUUGUUCGAUAGGAGUUAGCUCCUACUUUUUCCACGACAUCCAUUUUGUCAUUGUAAAAUAACAAUGCAGCACCGUUGUUAUUACAAUACUUUUUGACUUUUGUCGACCCAGGAACUAGCGAAGGCUUUGGAAACACCAGAAAAACGCGAAUACUUACUCCAUCUGCAUAAAAAAAAAGCGAGAAAGUUGCCCAUGUAUGACUGGCCGGAGAAAAUGGUUUAUAUAACACCUUCAACUCACCGAAUUCUGCACAAAGAAGGUAGGAACAGUAACAAUGAUUGGCAAGUAGAGCUGGCCCAAUACUCCUAGGCCCAUACUGUAUAUGCUUAACCUAUUGGUCAACAAUUGAUUAAUAGGCCAAUGAAUUAACGAAAAAAGUAUCUUCCAAUAUGAGAAAUAUAAUAUUAACAAAGACUCAUACUCAUAUAAAAUAAUUGUCUUCAAUGUAUUUAAACUAUAAAAAGGCUGACAACAUUAACUCAAACAAUUUACUAAAAUGUGAAUAAAAAUUUAAUAGCUGUUCUCAAUGAACCAACAUUUGGUCGCGGCGUAGCGCAGUAAUCGAUUGCCGGAAAAUGUGAUCAAUCUUUGAAUUAAUCGAUGCAUUGAGUGCAGCUUUAAUUUUAAACUACCCUUUAAGUGUUAAUAAAUAAAGUGCUACAGUACAUAUUUUAUUGAUUCAUUACUGACUGUACUUCUUAUAUUUGAAAUUUUAUAUUAGCCGUCACUGUACAAGGUGAAGAAAAACUCGUCAAUGAAGAUGACACGCACGUUGUGUUCAUUUGACCGAAGGCGUUUGUAGAUUCAUCCAGUACAACAUGGGCCAAUGAAACUGAGGAACUGAGACCUAAGCUUCCAGAUAAGUUUGAAGUUGCUAACGAGAACGAUCCCAAAUAUUCCGCAGAGUUUAGAGGCACUUGUGCCCGUGUGCAUGAUGACACAAAACUUUUUGUGGAAAUGACAAAUGAAGAUGACUUAGCAAAUGUAACCUCUUGCAAAUUUCCCGAAAACCCAUAUUGUCAGUACGAGAAAGAGAGACUCUCGCAUUUCAUGAUUCACUUGGAAUCAUCCUUGUCUUUGUGUGGUCGCUUCAAUCUAAACGAAGCUGACUUAAAGCUACUUGCAACAGCAAUGAUCCCUAUAAAGUUGACUGAUAUAAUUGAUACUGCUAAAGCUCUGCGUGACAAUUUCCCUUCAGAAGCACAUCAGGUGCAGCCGAAAUACGAUGCUCUUUUGAAAAAAUGCCAUUCUCUUCUUGAGGGGAUUGCAGAGCUGAAGUUUCCGCCUGUGAAACCAAGAUGGGCGGAUUUUACCGACGCUGGACCUGGAGUUGCUUGUAACAAUUUCGAAGUACAGUUCAGGGAUGCUGAGUUAGCGAUUAUCCAUAACAGUGACUAUCGGAUCAGACUGCAUUCUUCCAGGGGUAAUUCGUCUGAUAACGAGGCCGAGAGAACUAACAGCACAAUCGGCGACAGUAUCGUAGAUGGCGCAACACUCCAGUGGAACAAACAUAAACGCUUUGAUGGACUAAGUGAUGAAGAUAUAAGUAAACUGACGGUGAAAGAGUUUGAAGAACACAAGACGGAUAGAAUGGAGAAGAAUGCGUGGUACUGUGCUAAUGAAAUUCGCAAUAGGGUUGAUGGGGCACCAGUGUUUAACGAGUUUAUUAAAUGUUAUUUAACUCCAAAGCAAAGCCCUUUCUUUUUCAACAAGAAAGACUUGAAACAAUUUCAAAGUUGUACUGCCGCUGAGUCAAAACAACAGGUUCCUGGUUACCACUACAUAACGAAUGUUUUAAACUUUAUUGAAAGACACUACAGAAUUGGUGAACUAUAUAUGGAAUAUAUAAGGGACGGAUGUCGGGAAAAUGGAGAGGUAUGCAAGAAAUGUAGUGAAAAGGACUGGGUUGGACCCAGGUUCUCCAGAGUUCGUGCCCCGUAUCCAGAUCCUGAUAAGCCAGGGCAUUAUAUGAGUGUUUUCAACACACCAACCACAGACAAUAACGGGCAGUUAAGGGAAGUGGAUGAUGUCGCUCCCAGGGCAGUGAUAAAGCGUCUAUAUAAAGCUGGCACGAUCUUAUCGGACAAUGUCAAACAACUUAAAGAAGUAUCCAGUCGCUAUUGUGUUGAAGAGAAGGAUGUUGCAUCAUAUGUUAAACACCUUGAAGAGUUGAAAAUGAUGUCUGCUAUCAGGGAAAACGAAAGAAAGAGUGCAGCAAAACCUAUGAGGACUACGAUUGGAAUACCCUCAUUGAUUCAGGAAAACUAAAUUCAUUAAAAGUGAUGGAACUUGACAAGUACCUUAAGAGACACAACCUGUCCACUAUCGGAAAAAAAGAGGAUAAAAUCAAACGAAUUAAAGCAGAUUUCUACAUAAAUAGGACCAACGACGCAGCCAUUGAUGCAGAAACUUCAGAUGAUGAUACUUUGUCAGGAGAUGGUGAAUCCGAUUCUGACGAUGAUGAAGUACUUCAGAUAAUUCCAGAAGGCGAUGAAGACGACAAUUCAACUCAGGGAAUGUCUGAGGAUUCUGAUGAAGAAAUUGCAAAUUUGCCAACGAUACACAGCAGAAGAGCAGCUAGUUUUCCACAUGCAAGAUACGAAGACUAUUAUGUUAAUUAA